Etheostoma cragini (Arkansas darter) is the source of this 2844-nucleotide messenger RNA. RefSeq names its product retinoblastoma-like 1 (p107) (gene rbl1). Lineage: Eukaryota; Metazoa; Chordata; Actinopteri; Perciformes; Percidae. Gene Ontology annotation, cellular component: chromatin; nucleus; transcription regulator complex. Gene Ontology annotation, molecular function: RNA polymerase II transcription regulatory region sequence-specific DNA binding. The record is from RefSeq and is a predicted model, not a curated record. The transcript has 18 exons. Bases 23 to 2641 code for a protein of 872 amino acids. Gene Ontology annotation, biological process: negative regulation of G1/S transition of mitotic cell cycle; cell differentiation; regulation of transcription by RNA polymerase II.
UGUUUGUACAGGUAACUUCAGUAUGAUCGGAGAUGACCUAGUUAACUCGUACCACCUUCUGCUUUGCUGUCUGGACCUGGUGUUUGGAAAUGCUCUGCUCUGCUCCAACAGGAAGGACCUCAUCAACCCCACAUUCAGAGGUCUGCCGGCUCUGUACCGCGCUGACGGCCACGUUUCAGCGGACGAGCCUCCCCCGUGUGUGUUGGAGAGGUUGUGUGAGCUGCACGACGGGCUGGUGGUGGAGGCCAAAGGCAUCAAGCAGCACUACUUCAAACCCUACAUACAGAAACUGUACCAGAAGCAGAUCCUGAAAGGCAACGAGGUCCAUUUGACAGAACUGUUGGAUCCUCAGAGCUUCGUUGAUAACAAUAAAGCCAUAAACAGGGAGUAUGAGGAGUACGUGUUGACGGUGGGGGAUUUUGAUGAGCGGGUGUUUCUGGGAGCCGAUGCCGACGAGGAAAUCGGGACUCCAAGGAAGAUUGUUCAGGAGUCUUCUGCCAGCCAGACGAACGCUCAGAGACAGCUGCAGCAACAUGUAGAGAAGUCUGGCUCUCUCGCUCCCUCCACCCCUCUGACGGGACGAGUCUACCUGAAGGAGAAGGACCUGCUGGUCACACCCGUCUCCUCGGCGACGCAGAGUGUCAGCCGGCUGCAGAGCAUGGUGGCGGGGCUGAGGGCGGCCCCCAGUGAAAACCUGCUUCACGUCUUCAAGUCUUGCUCCAGAAAUCCCACAGAGUCCAUACAGAGCAGAGUCAAGACACUGGGACAAACCUUCAAAGAACAUUACACCAACGACUCCGAGGACAUGCCCGGCUCUCAUAUAGACUUUGCAGAGAACCGUUUAAAACUGGCUGAGAUCCUGUACUAUAAGAUCCUGGAGAACGUGAUGGUGCAGGAGACCAAACGGCUGCAAGGCAAAGACAUGAGUGUGUUAUUGGAGCAGGAUAUCUUCCACUGCUCCCUGAUGGCAUGUUGUCUGGAGGUGGUGUUGUUCUCCUACAGCUCCCAGAGAACCUUCCCCUGGAUCAUCAACAUCUUCAAGCUGACCCCAUUCUACUUUUUUAAGGUGAUCGAGGUGUUUAUCCGCUCAGAGGAAGGCCUGUCCAGAGACAUGGUGAAGCACCUGAACCUGAUCGAGGAGCAGGUUCUGGAGAGCAGAGCGUGGAGCGCAGACUCUGCCCUGUGGAGCGUCUUGCAGGCUGCUGGGAACAAGGUCCCCACGGUGGAGGAGGUAAAUUUUUCCUCCAGUCUGGACUCUGGUUCUGGUUCUACCAGCGGAGGUCAGUCCCACCUGCCUCUAGUUGCCCUCUCCCCAAUCAUCCACCCCCGCAUCAGGGAGUUCAGAUCAGGCCUGGGCAGUGCACGCAAAGAUGUGCCUCCCUCUCCGCUUUCAGUCCAUGACAGGUACAGUUCCCCGGCAGCUGGCAGCGCUAAACGACGGCUCUUUGGGGACGACCCUCCAGCCCGAACCCCAGGGGUGGUCCCCCUCGGGAGCCCGAUGACAUCACCGGCCAAAAGGUUGACCUACGGCUCAAGCAGCACCCUGAGGAUCGGACCUCAGGGCGCCCCUGCCACCGUCCUCAGUUUCCCACUGCAAGGUUUGAAUAACGACCGCACUAUCACACUGAUCCCGGUUCAGCCGUGCGACUCCUCUGGUACCAUCACGGCUCAGUUCCUGCUGACCGCCUCGCCGAGCCGCGCCACCAUCGCCUCUGCUGCUCCCCCAGCCUCCGACCCCCAGGCAGGCAUCAGCCGGCCGCGACGUACCGGCUCACUCGCUCUGUUCUUCAGGAAGGUGUACCACCUGGCCAGCGUACGUCUGAGGGACCUGUGUGUGAGGUUGGACGUCUCGUCGGAGCUGCGAGGGAAAAUCUGGACGUGCUUUGAGCACGCUCUGGUGCACUGCACUGGUCUGAUGCGGGACCGCCACAUCGACCAGCUGCUGCUGUGCAGCGUCUACAUCAUAUCCAAAAUCACCAAAGAGGCGGUCACCUUCCAUGACAUCAUGAAGUGUUAUCGCAGCCAACCACAGGCCAGCAGCCAUGUGUACCGCAGCGUGUUACUGCGAUGCACCCCCAUGGAGCAGGUAACCGAUGAGAACAUGGAGGUGGAUCCUGUUUCGGGCGGCGAAUCCGCAGAGAAACCCAAUCCGGUCCCAGGAGACACAAACUCAGACCAAUCAGGGGAGGAGGAGCGUGGCGACCUCAUCCAGUUCUACAACAACGUCUACGUGCUGAAGAUGAAAAGUUUCGCUCUGCGUUACGCCACCCACGAUAACCGGACGGACGCUCCUCCUCUCUCUCCGUUCCCAUCGGUUCGGGCUCAGCCUCUCUCUCCUCGUCGGGUUUCUCAGAGACACUCGCUGUACGUUUCCCCUCACAAGAACUCUGCAGGCUGCCUCACACCCAACUCCUACACCUACAGGAUCAACAGCAGCCCGUCCAAGGAGUUAUCCGACAUCAACCGGAUGAUCCGGCAGGGCUCGCUGAGCCGGAAGAGGGCCUUCGCUAUGGAGGGGGAUGUGAUGAUGUCAUCGGUGUGCGACUCCCCCAGUAAGAGGGCGUGUCCAGAGAGCGCCAGCAGCCCCGACGUGCUGCUGAAGAUGCUGCAGGACGUCGUGUCGGAGCGCCAGAGCCACUGACGGAACGCCAGGCGCACAAUCACGGAAAAACAUUGGAAUGAAUUAAGUUUCAUUACAGAACUGUUCCUCGCUUUAAAAAGCUAAACGUUAAUGACGAAAGGAGACAAUAAGAGUCUUUUUUCAUCACUGAUGUGCGUAUUAGCUCCGACCUUUUUUAAUAUUUUAUGACCUAAGGGUCAUAGAACCGGAGCAGCAAAUAAUGG